Messenger RNA from Alexandromys fortis (reed vole), 14688 nucleotides. It is a transcript of the gene St6galnac3, whose product is annotated as ST6 N-acetylgalactosaminide alpha-2,6-sialyltransferase 3. Lineage: Eukaryota; Metazoa; Chordata; Mammalia; Rodentia; Cricetidae. Gene Ontology annotation, molecular function: alpha-N-acetylgalactosaminide alpha-2,6-sialyltransferase activity. Gene Ontology annotation, biological process: oligosaccharide metabolic process; ganglioside biosynthetic process. Bases 10396 to 11298 code for a protein of 300 amino acids. The record is from RefSeq and is a predicted model, not a curated record. The transcript has 7 exons.
UUGCCUCUAACAAACAGGGUAUACCUGAGAAAGUGCUGCUACCAAGAAGCUGUGCUUAACUCUGUUCUUUUAUGUCUAGAAUUCCUUCCCAAGCUCUCUCAGGUUUUAUGUGGAUGUAGUUGGCCCACAUUGGUGCCAUUAUGUAAAAGGAGACUGCACAUUCAUUUCCUGGCCACCCAGACCCAAAUAAUCACACAGAAACUAUCUUAAUUACAUCACUGUUUGGACCAUGGCUCAAGUGUAUUUCUAGCUAGCUCUUACAUCUUAACCCAGUUCUAUUAUUUCAUAUUCUACCACAAGGCUCAUGGUUUGUUACCUUUUGCUUCUUGGGCAGCUACAUGGUAUCUGCCUUCUCCAGCAGCUAUAUGGCAUCUCCUUGACUCUGCCUACUCCUAACAUCUCUUCCAGCCUGGCUAUAUUCUGCCCUGCCACAGGCCAAAGCAGCGUUAUUCAUUAGCCAAUGAAAGCAAUACAUAUCAUCAUCACAGGACCACCUUGCUAAUCAUGCUUCUUGACGCCCCAUUGGUUUUGGUUUACUCUUCCCUCUGUCGUGCCAGGUGUGGUGGAAUCACGCCCCUUUCCUUGUAACAUGCUGAAGAAGGAAUGUGGUCUGACUAAUGGGGUGGGACACUCAAACUCACAGCAGAACGUUCUUCAGACGGCAUGAUAGUCCUGGCCUUCCUUUCUGUUUGAGAGCAGGUGUCAUCUACUGUGCGGCAGCAGAGGAAUGUAGCUGUGUGGUCCAUCUGCCACACCCAGUACCGCUGAUAUUCCUUGCCAGUGUAUUCUAAUUCUUGUCCUGUUUGGAUUUGCUGAUAGGAAUAGCAUGGUUGUAUCCCAUUCUUGGCUUCUGCAUUUUCAGUGACUGCUUUCCUGGCUAUGUCUCUCUCUGCAUUGGCGGUGGGCACCCAUGACUGCUGGUUCUGAUGGCCCCGCAGAGGGUGACCACUGUAACUCGUUUUGCUCAGAACAUGCCACCUCUGGGACUCUGUUUGAUGGGUCUUUGCUAUGAGACCGUGUAUUCCACACAACAAGCUGUCAUUGUGUGUUGUCCCUCACACAAAAUUCUUAGUAAUCUGGUCAUUUGCCUGUCUAUCGAGAUUCUAUGUAUUGACACCACAUCCAGCUUUUAAAAUUUUUAUUUCUUUAUUUUAUGUGUAUGGGUGUUUUGCCUGUAUGAAUGCCAUCAUCUGCAUGUGGAGGCCAGAAGAGGGAGUUAUGGCCUGUGGAGGCACAGGCAGUGGUGAGCUGCCCUCUGGAUUCCAGGAAUUUAAUCUGGGUCCUCUGCAAGAUCAGUAUUGGCUCUUAACUACUGAGAUAUCUCCUUAGAUCUAACCCAACUUUUUUUUUUUUUAAUGUAGGUGCAAGGGGUCAAAUUUAGGUUUUGUGCUUCUGUGGGAAACCCUUUGCUGACCAGGCCACUUCUCAGCAUGACCUUUUGGCUACUCAUUUAAUUUCUACAAACUAUUCCCCUCUAAUUAGACCAUAUUCUAAACCGAGCAUCCAGGGAGGAACUUGACUCAUAGCGGACUGUCACCGGAACAGAAUUCCUCCUCCUGAGAGCUUCUGUCUGGCAGGUGCAGUAGCACAGACACACACCAGUGACAUGCAGUUGCUUUCUCUCGUGCCCUCUGUUUCCACCCAGGGGCCUCUACUCUGACCUUGGGAUUGUAGAACUGGUUUCCAGCGUGACACACGUCCCUCUGUGGUGCAGAGUGCGCAGAGGUGACCUUAGGAGGCGUGGUGUGUGCUCUCUUCGAGUUGUGCCCUCGAUUCUGCGAUUCAGUGGCAAAACCCAGACUUCAACAUCAGCUCAGCAAAAACCCGAGCUUGCUGCUUGCUCCUAAGGAGCACGAGCGGUCCACUGUGGCAGGCCGGGAAAGUGGCACCACCCACAACCAACAGGUCUGUGUGCCUUUUACCACAGCUCCUUUGCUUUGGAAGUUUAUUCUGUUCCUUGCAAAGUGCCAGUAAAGAGACAGCUGCAGGCCAUUUGUAAGUGUGCUUUCCAGAGACCAGACUCCCAGCGUGCAGUCUAUGGCGUGAGCCUCGUCAAUUGCUGUUUAGAAUGUGUUUAUUUCUGUCAGGAGACAAACUUCCUACAGAAUAGUUUUGUUGUCAGUGGAUGGUUUGUUCACUGGUGUGCAGCUCACGCAUAGAAGCGUUUCCAGGGCUUGCUAACGUGGGAGGGUUUUGACAAACUCAAUUUUAAUCUUAUUAUGUGGUAUUUUCUAUGAGUCAGUGGAUCCCAAGCUAAUUCUACCAUGACUCUUUUGAACAGAGAGGGAAAAAGCAGCAAUGGUAGUAUCCACUGUGUGUGGGGUUGUGUGCAUCCCAAAUCCCUUCCCGGCGAGCAAACCCGAGAACAUUCCUACCCAUAAGUAGCUUUCACAGUCGGCCAAGCAGCAGAGCUUGGAAGAGGCCCCUGGUCCUGGGCUCUGCGGCACCACUGGCCUCGUCUAGGAAACCGGUUGCUGCUUUGAAAGAGUUUGGAUAUUCAAAAAGUGGUUUCUUUUCCACUCCCUUGGUUAGGAUGAAUUUGAAUUAUAGUCUUUGUCUCUAAGUUCUUCCUAUGAGUUUUUUAUUCAAACUCUAACAAACCCUCAAGCUUUAGAAAUGGCAUUUUUCAUACAAAUCACAAGAAUGAUGCUAACGUCAUUGACAGGAACAUGAUCCUUGUAUCAUUCACGGGGUCAGAGCUAAUUGAUUUUUAAAUUUAUAGUGGAUCGUGGUGUCAGGACUUUGUAAGAAAGGAAAAUUCAGAUUGUCUUGGUAGCAGCUUCGAUUCUAGAGUCAGGAAAUGGGAACCGGAAGCCAGACCUGCCCUCCUUUUGAGCCCUGAUGUUACAGUCACCUCUGCAGCCUCCUGCUCACCUGUGUGUGGAGGAGAGAGCCACACACCGCUAGAUGACCGCCUGGCCAAACCCUCUGUGCCCUUGGUCCUCUCUGUCUUGUCUGUCCAGGACACCUGGGUGUCCCUUGUUAGUUGUCUUCUUCUAUUGUUAGCUGUUCCUACACCUCAGUCUGGGGAGUUCUGGGGAUUUGGGGGUCAACUGCAUGCCAGUGAGUCUCACUCCAAGCACAUGUCCAAGGCCCAUGCGUGUUGGUGGGUACAUGUUUCUGAGAGUCAGGUGACCAGGUGAGCAAUAGCAGUAUGCAUGAAAUAGGCAGGGGCGUGGGGGUCUAAGCAAAUGCUACGGGAGCUCAGGAUGCGGGGCUAAAGCAGAGAAUAGCAGAACAAAGUCCUCCCCACUCCAUCCCAGAGGAGGUUGGGGGUUCCACAGUCCUUUGUCUGUGUGUAGUGAUUAUCGUAUGCUGAAAACCACCGCUGCCUUUCUUCCCCUAUGACAGGAUCCAGCUAUGUGUGGGACCAUGGGCUCAAGAUGGCGCUCCCUGUGGUGAAAGUCUUCUCAAGGGUUUUAACCCCGUUCCCAAAGCCAGGAGGCCUGUCAGUGCUAGCAGAAAUGUUUGCGCCCUGACUCUCACUCUCGCUGUCUCUCUCACAGAUACUCCUUUGAGGUCAGAAUGAUCUGUGAUCUCUGUGCGAAACCCUUUCUUUACACCCCCCCCCCAAUGAAAGAAAGAUGAAGUGCGUGGUUGUUGUUGUGAAAAAUCUGUCUGUCCGGUAAAAAUCACAUUCUGAAAUGUUUCAAAAGACAUUCAUGAUGGGAACAUUUCUGAGCAUUUAGACAGGAUCACCUGUCCUGGUGAGGUGGCAGCAAUGACUCCAUCACAAGCAUCUCUGCGCAGAGAUGGUGAGGUGUCUCGGGACAGUGUUUAAUAGAGGCUGCGCGAGCCUGGGGAGACACACAGGGGAUAAACGGCUUGCUGUGCUCUUGUGAGGACCCCAGUUCAAAUCCCCAGACACCCACAUAAAGAUGGGUGCGUUAGCAUGGAUCUGUAUCCCAGAGCCCUGAUGGGGAGAUGGGAGGUGGAGACAGGAGAACGUUUGGACACUCAUGGGCCAGCGAGCGCGGUGUUCACAGUACAUCAGCAAAUGACAAGGUGGAAGUGGGGACUGACCCCUGAGGUUGUCCUUCAGCCUCCACCAACAUGUCAAAGCAUCAUACAAGUGCCCAUCCUCACACACAUGGUCAUACACACAUGUAUAUCAUACACACACACAUCACACACAAUGAAACAUAAAUACAACAGCGUGGAGGCAGGAUUGGUGGUGGUGUAUGCCUGGAGUUGGAAGACUCAUGAAUUCAAGCAUCAUUUUUGGCUACAGAGUGAGUUCACUGCCGGCCUAGGCUACAGGAGACCCAGUCUCCCAGAACAGAGGGCUGCAGGGAUGGCUCAGUGGCCGAGAACUCAUGCUGAUCUUGCUGAGGACCAGAGUUCCUUUCCCAGCACCUACAAGCAUCUGUGAUUCCAGCUCAGGGGAUCUGACACCUUCUUCUGCCUCUGUUGGCACCUAUACGCAUGUGCACAUACCCUUAGGGAGACAUGUAUGUGUUCAUACAAUUGAAAACAAAACAUCCUUAGAAAGUAAACCAAAACAGGCAGCGUGAGCUUCAGGGCCAUGCGUUAUGCUACAGCUGAGCUCGGCUUCUCAGGCCUGGUUCCUCAGGCUUCCAUUUGCUGCAGCUGAGCUCGGCUUCUCAGGCCUGCUUCCUCAGGCUUCCAUUCGCUGCUUGUUAGCACAGUGGCCUCUCGCCUCUCAGCUGCAGUGAGAAGGUCCGCCAGGCAAGGGGACUCUGUCAGCUCUGCGGGCAUCGCUCUGCGAAGGUGGCAGAAAGUGGUGUCUUCUUUCAUUUUCCUCCUGUGAAGUUUUCAAACAUAAACAUCUAUACAUCCAGUCACACAAACAUGAGUACAUUAAUGCCUGUGUCUGUAUACAGACAUGCUCACCCAUAGGCCCCUCACACAUACAUAGUGCCUAGUCAUUCAUAUGUGUGCAUAUGUGCUCUUACAGAUGUAGGCACGCACAUCCAGGCACAUAUAAACACGUACGUUAUCUCUUGUAGGCAUGUACUGUUUGCUGGGAGGAGCUGCCAUUUAGGGCAGGGCUCUCUCCUUUCUGGUGGAGUCCCCCUUGGGCUUUCUUGCUCUGGGAAGGCAACAAGAACCACUAAACCAGUCUGCAUUUCCUCUGGUAGAAAUUCUACAAGUUGGGAAGAGAUACUAAAAAAAGAUCUAAGGAAAUAGAUACCUCUCCCGAAUAUGUCCUUGCCUAGUGCCCAGACCUGGGAUUCGGGAAGAUGAGGGGAACAUGUGUUCACAGAGCAUUGCGGGACCUGGGUUCUGGUUCUGGUUUGGAUACGGACACGCUUUUCUGGCCUCCGGGUCUCUCCCCUGUCUGCAGCUGUGGCUCUGAAACCUGGGCUUUGUCUUUUUUGUCUGGAGGUGUGAGACAGAACAGACCACGGGCAGCUUUUCUUCCUCCAGCUCUGCCGAGUGCCUGUGUUAGAUGUACCUGACAACCAUGGUGUGAAUCGCAGGGCACCUCUUCCUGCAGUCCAGGCUCUUGAACGAUAUAAUUGGCUUACUUUUGCUUUUCUGAUUCUAGAAACGCGUGCUUCCCCUGCCGGUUGUCUCUUGUCUGAGCUCUUGUUGAUUUCCACGGUGAGAGAGAUUAAUCUGGUGCUCCAUGGAGUAGGCAUUGAGCUCUCUGGAGCAAGGAGAAGUUUUGCCCUCUGCCUGCCUGGUGUUCUCAUCAGCAGUGUGGGCGACUCAGUCCCCUUUGGCUUGGGACUGUCCUUGCAGUGCCCCGAAAGGAAGGCCAGCUUUUAUUUAGCCAGAAAAAGACUACAUGGAGUCGGAAGGGGGUUGGUUUGGUUCCUGCUGCUCUGUCCACAGGACGGCUCCUGCGUACCUCUUACCUGGUUUUAGCUGUGCCCCUGGUGCCUUGGGCUUGCUUUAGCAUAUAGAUGUCAGAUUGCAUCAGAACUGCCUAUGUAUUUCUGUUUUCUACUUCACAGCAAAACUCUGGAAUAAGGGGUUUAGUCUUGUUCCUCACUUGGUAACUUGCAUAUAUUAAGUAUCCAAGACACUUUUCCUUAAGUAGCUAGUGACAAGUUAAUUGGGAUGGAGCACAUUUGGCAGUGGUGGGGACAUGGGGGUAUGUCAGCCUGAAAAUGUGGUUUCCGGGUGGACACUGGGUCUUUGAUGGUAUCCACCAGGGCAUGUCCACGGCAUGUCUGUUAGCUGGCACCUCAUGUUUCAUGGUGCUAGCCACAGCAUGGAUUCCUAUGGUGGAGGGGGUGCCAAGGCUGUCCCCUCCUCUGGAUCACAGAGGUGUUCUCUUGUCUGCUUCCCAUGGAAGAGAUGAACCCAUCUGUGCCAUGCUGAGGUGGCAGGGUCCCACAGAGGGUCUUGUGAUCUGCUCUUUAGUCGUCUGAACUCGUAGAAGAUCACAGUCAGAGGAGGGAGUGAAGCCCUGACCAGAGAGAUAGGAUGCACUCUUUACAGAAAGAGAAGCAUUGGAGACUAACACUUGCUCUCCUGCAGAUUGUCGGGAUUAGGCUUAUUAGCGGCAAACCAAAGACAAACCACAACAGAAACCACCUGGAGACUGCUUUCCAUUUAAACCUUUGUUAGGCACAACAACACAAGCUGAUGAUCCCGGCAUGAAGAAGGGCAAGGAAGAGGGUUGGGAGGGAGUCAAGGGCCAGCCUGGGCUAUCUACCUGGACUUUGUCUAAGAAACACACAAACAAGCAAGCCAACGAACAAACCCCCAAAACAACAAGAAGGAAUAAAACAAAACUCUCUUUCUUGCCUUUUGCUCAUAUUUAUCUUAAAUAAUUAAUCUGUGCACCUACAGUCAUUCUAAAGACAUAGCGGGGGUGAUAUUUUGGGUUAGCCUCAGCUGUGUGUUGGACCGCAUGAGCAGAGCUUACCGUAGAGACCUCGCGUCCUGGUCAAAUGCCUCGCUUCCUUUCUUGUCCUUGUUCAUAGCAGCUUUGGGACCCGGCGGUUUCGGGUCCACAAGGAGGCUUAGGUCCACGAACACCCUGCCUCCCCUGCUGAGACUUCCUUCCUUGAGCUUCCAAGUGCUGACUGGCCUAUAGCCAGUGGGAGAGGGCGGGAGAAGGAUUACUUCCUUAUCACAGGGAAAUUAGAUGUCUAAGCUAGUGAUGAAGUGAUUCCUUUGAAAAUAGUUUUUAGGGAAAUUGAACUUGCCCGCUACUCAUGGCAGGCUUUGGGGCCCUGGGAAGGAACCUAUUUUUGCGGUUAAUGGAUCUUGGCAGAAAAGGGUUUUAAACUAACUUUAGAUUUCUUUUAAAAGUAAUUCCCUCUCCACCGGCUUGUCUUCUGUUCUCAAAGAGAAGAGAAUUUUUAUAGCGCUUUUAGAACAGGCAAUUUCUCUCCAGUCGUUUGGCAGUCCCAUUAGCUAAGUUAUUUUUCAAAGUCCUACUAAGUGAUAGCAACGGUGUUUGGCUAACAGGAUCCAUGCAGGCUUUCCACCAAGGUGUAUGUGUGGAUGUGUGUGCACUUUUGCGUGCAUGCACCAUUGUGCACAGAUUUUUCUACAGCAUAUCUGAAAUGGGCAUGCAGGCACACCACAGCAUAGGUGAUCUCACUACCCCUGUUUUUCCUGACAUGGUUCCCUUAGGGAUGUCCCAGCAGAAUACUUUAAAACAUUAAAAAAAAUCUGUAGGCCUGUUCCCUUGGAAUAUAAUAGCCAGUGCUGCCCUGGGUUUUGCCUCUGUAUGGUUUCCAGACAAUUUCAGACAGUUCAGUGAAUUUCAGCCCACCCCAUCCUGAGAUAAAAACCUUUGGAAAGGAGAAUCGCCACCUAGUAGCAGUGUGUAGCUUUUGUAUGAAGGAAGUAGUUGGUCUUUCCUACCAAGUGAGUAGCCUCAGCUCAUCAGGGCCUGGAGCCUCUCACUCCCAAGGUGCCCACAGAGGUGGCCUGGGCGACUAGAGCAGCUCACUGCCUGGGCAGCUUGGAGUAGCAGUGAGGAGAUGGGCGGUGAUGCCAGGCUGGCUUCUCAGCCUCUUGGCCUCUUCCUGAUGGCUGACUUUGAGGUCUGUGGUAGUUUGAAUGUAAUUGGCCCUCAUAAUCUCAUAGAGAGUGGCACUAUUAGGAGGUGUGGCUCGGUUGGAGUGGGUGUGGCCUUGUUGUAGGAAGUGUGUCACUGUGGGGGUGGGCUUUGAGUUUUUCUAUGCUCAGGAUACUGUCCAGUGUCUCAAUUGACUUCCUGUUUCCUGUGUAUGUGUGUGUAUGUGUGUGUGUAUGUGUGUGUAUGUGUGUGUAUGUGUGUGUAUGUGUGUGUAUGUGUGUGUGUGUGUGUGUGUGUGUGUGGCCAUCCAAAGGCCACGAAGGUGACUUAAUAAAUACAAACUGCUAAGCAGUGGGGCAAAGAGAUGCCUGCAGUUUGUGUCUGUGCAGGGCCUGGGUGCCUUUGGACAUCAAUGAUGGGAGAUGUCCUUUCUGCUUCCAGCGCGUUAAACAAGGCUUAAUCCCCCCCCCCCCGCCCCCGCACUCCUUCUCUUUGCUUCUGCGGAUUCACCUUCCUUCCCCAUCCCUUCAGGAUCGAUCGCAGGGCUGAUCUGCGAUGGGGCCCGUCUGAAGCCUUAACUCCUCUCUUUUUGUCAAAGGAGGAUUGUCCUCCUCUUAAUAACUGCCCUGUCUUCACUGCGGCCAGGUGGGAGGCACGGAGAAGUGAGUUAGCAUUCAUUAUGCUUUCCCUGAAGGGGGCUCAGCUCUUGACUGAGAUGUUCUUGAGGAGUCUUAGUGGAUUCCUGCCAUCCUCUGUCUUCUGUGACUUUGAUGGCUCCUCGCCUCUGCCUCCCUCCUCGUGUCCCCCUAGUGAAGUUCUUGCUGAGCGUCCCUCCCCCAUAUCCAUCUUUUCUUCCCAGUGUAUAAGUGUUUUUUUUUUCCUUUUCUCUUCAACAGCAAUUUUAUAAUCCAUCCCGGUGAGUUCUAAUAGGUACUCUGCCUCAUCCCAUGCCCCUGCACCCAACAAAUUUGUCAGAAAAGAGCUGAAGAUGCAGGUUCAGGCAGAAUUAAACAUGGCUUGUUUGUUUGUUUAUCUACAGGACAAAUCAGAACAUUUAAAUGUUUCCAGAGAGGGGUUGUGUGGUCACCCCAUUUCUAAACUCAUUUCCUGUAUGGACCCUUAGGAUACACCCAUGCGGAACAAGUUUCAACAAAAUGCACGCUCCACCUUGCCUCUUCCUCUGUCCUCCUCUUCGGUUUUCCUCCUGCUUGUAUGGCCCCCCUCCUGGGUCCUCCUUCCUCCUCCUGGGUCUUCCCCUCCUGGAUUCUCCCCCUCCUUCUGGGUCCUCCUUUCUCCUCCUGGGUCCUCCCCCUCCUCUGUCCUCCUGUUCAAUUUUCCUCCUGCUUAUAUGGUCCCCCUCCAGAGUCCUUCCUUUCCUCCUCCUGGAUCCUCUCCCUCCUCCUCUGUCUUCCCUCCCUGUCCUGGCUCCUGGGUCCUCCCCCUCCUCUGUCCUCCUGUUCAAUUUUCCUCCUGCUUAUAUGGUCCCCCUCCAGAGUCCUUCCUUUCCUCCUCCUGGAUCCUCUCCCUCCUCCUCUGUCUUCCCUCCCUGUCCUGGCUCCUGGGUCCUCCCCCUCCUCUAUCCUCCCUCCUCCUCCUCCAAUUUUCCUCGUCCUCCUCCUCUAUCUUCCUCCUCCUUGGUCCUCCCUAUGCCCCUUUUCUGUUCCUUACAGGAUGUCAGGGUGCAUCCUGAGAUGAACAGUACCCUGGCAGCUGACUUGAUCGUUCAUUUUCUCUGCCUUUGCCUCAUCGAUGUGAAACCAAGUCCCUGUCCUUAAGAUCAUUCCUAAGACCACGUGUGUCCUUGGAACAGCCAGUUUGCCAGCCUACCUCCCAGUUCCCAGCCCUCAGUGUUAAACUGCCACCAUGCCUACCACUCCUGCCCCGCUGGCCUGGCCUGCUGGUCUUGUUCACUGUCUUCCAAGCCUGCGUUCAGUGUUGCUCAGGAGUCCUGCCACCCAAGCACCUACGGUGUGCAGCCAGGGGCAGCUGUGCGGGAGUGGUUCAUUCCUUCCUCUGCUCUUGUCACGGCCCCUCAUUCAUUCACUUCUUACUGGGGAGCUGUCACCAUCCCUAUCACCGCUCAGAGUCCCACUCUCCGAGAAGCAUCUCUCCCAGAAGUCCUCUAAUGGUGACCUUCCUUGGCUGCUGUUUGGACCCCGUGAGUGCUAUGGCCAGACUUCCUUCGAGCUGGGAGGAAUCACGGAAGAUCCCUUGUUCUCUUUGCUCCCCGUGGAACCUUUUUGGGGAAUAUCAUUUCAGAGCUGCCUGUGAGGGUCUCCUGGUGACCUGUGGGUGCAGCAGACCGGGAACCAGUAGCUGCGUGGUUGUCUGGGACGAUCUUGGCUACAGUUCAGCUUCUUUCUGCCCGCGAUGAUCAAGGGUUCCAGUUCCAGAGGCUUCUGUGGAAGACGGUACCUGGAAACUACAGAGAGGGAAAUGGAACUAUGAAGAAGUCUGUGGUUGUGGCGAGCUUCACAGCGCUGUGCCUCUUGCUGCUGGCCAUGCGCCUCGUCAAUGACAUGAAUUUCCCUUUGCUUCUGAGCUGCUUUGGACAACCCGAGACAAAAUGGAUCCCACUGCCCUACACAUUCAGGCAGCCUCUUCGGAUUCACUAUGGAUACAUCAAUGUGAGGACCCAAGAGCCUUUGCAGCUCGACUGUGACCACUGCGCCAUAGUGUCCAAUUCCGGUCAGAUGGUGGGCCAGAAGGUGGGCGAGGAGAUAGACCACUCUUCCUGCAUUUGGAGAAUGAACAACGCCCCCACCAAGGGCUUUGAGGAAGACGUCGGCCACAUGACGAUGGUUCGCGUCGUAUCCCACACCAGCGUUCCUCUUUUGCUAAAAAACCCUGACUAUUUUUUCAAGGAGGCAAGUGCCACCAUUUAUGUUAUCUGGGGCCCUUUCCGCAACAUGAGGAAGGACGGGAACGGCAUUGUGUACAACAUGCUGAAAAAGACAGUUGAUAAUUAUCCGAACGCACAGAUUUACGUGACCACAGAGCAGCGCAUGAGUUACUGCGAUGGUGUCUUCAAGGAGGAAACUGGGAAAGACAGGGUCCAGUCCGGCUCCUAUCUCAGCACGGGCUGGUUUACCUUUAUCCUGGCCAUGGACGCCUGUUACAGUAUCCACGUCUACGGGAUGAUAAAUGACACCUAUUGCAAGACAGAAGGGUAUAGGAAAGUCCCCUACCAUUACUACGAGCAAGGGAAAGACGAGUGUAACGAGUAUCUUCUCCACGAACACGCCCCCCACGGGGGACACCGCUUCAUCACCGAGAAGAGAGUGUUUGCCAAGUGGGCCGAGAAGCACAGAAUAAUCUUCACACACCCAAACUGGACCAUGUCCUGAUGUUGUCUCCCCUGAUCGCGGCACUGCAGCUCUGAAGAUGACAGCGCGGGCAAGGUUGGUCCUGACCACUCUCUGCUAGCAAUCUGGACUCGGCGUUCUGUGGGAGGGGCUCCCGUUCAUUCUCUUCUCUCUGGUGGUUCAGCCCUACGUACUGCACUUUAUGACUUACCUAUCGAAGGCCAAUGACAUGGCAGCUGUGACUACAGAAAAACAGGAAGAUCGUCUUUCAAGCUAGCCGCUCAGAAUUCCUGACAGAGGCGUCUGGAAGGAGACGGAUGUGGCCUUCUCAAGCAAGGUCACUCAGUGUGUGGGCAGCUCCACCAUCUUGGAAAAAUGGCUGACUACCAAACACUGUCCCAAGUAAUUCCAUCAGGGUAUAGAUAUCUUGCCACAGUUAGCCUGAGAGAGGGCAGGCAUCUCUCUUUGCUGCCGUCUUCCUUCCAUACGUCUCACAGCUAAAGCCUCAGGCCACCUACCUGAUUAAAUGUAGUAAUGAAGGUGUUGCGUAAUUCCUGCCCCUCGGGAUUACCAGACUAUCUCAGACACUUGACUCAGAAGGUAUCAAGUAGCAGGCAUUGACAAACUUUCACUCCGUCGGCUAUGCUCUUCCUACUCAGAACAGCGUGACUAAACAUAUUAGACCGAUUACCUACAUUAAUGUUUAUUUUUUGCUCGAGUACUAAAUAUUAACGUGCUAGCUGUCCAGCGGCAGCACUGUAGAAACACAUACUGUGAAAACAUCUCUGAAACGUAACCAAAGGGUUUCCUCGCUCUGCUUCCACACCCAAUUCUGCAAAAAACGAUGCGCUUCGUGACAUCGUGAGACAGGGAGAGCAGACCAUAUUUUUGCAUUAAUUUGUAUCCUACCAUAUUCAUAAUAUAUAUUUUUAAAUUCAAAUUUCUAUUUUAUAAUCCCAAGGCGUGUCUCUUCAUAUACAUUAUCAAUGCCAAGUGCCAAAUGUUAGACAUGAAAGGUUCUUUCAUAUCAUUAAAUCCAACCGGAGCUCUUGCCUUUAUGAGGCUGAUCGUACCCCCCCACCCGUGUAUCAGGUGUUCUGCUAUGACAGUAAAAUGGUGAUGAACCUAAUUCCCAGAGUGCUUUGUCAAUUGCAGUCCCGUCACAUAUGUUCUGACAUGUGACACCCGUGACCACCUCGCCGGGCUGAGGCCUGCACAUUCUGCCAUCUCCAGCAGCUGAUCCACACUGUGUCAGCUGGGUCCGUGCGUCCCAGGUUGCUCUACUGUAGAAUAUCUAUAUAGAAUAGUAUUUCUGUAAAUGAUUGAGUUCUCUACCAAAUAUAGCAUAGCGUACCAAGGUUAAGAGAAAGGACCACAAGGAUGGUUGUGUCCUAGAUCAGUAGCCCUAUAAGCUUAGAUAGUUUUGAUUUCUUUUUGUCAGUGGCUUUGUUCAGGUGGUGAGUAAAAAUGGGGGCUCAGGAACAGCAGAAGCAGAAAAGCGGUUUCCCAUCCCAGGCCUGACACAACUUCACUCUCUGUACACUCGGUGCUCCUUAAGUAUCAGAGGUUGACUUUCUCAGACUCUACUAAGCAUCCAUGAAUAUCUUGGCGCAAUGAUUCACAAGCCAAAAGCCUGGCUGAACUUGAUGUAUUUGAAGCUGGAAAUCCGAAUCCACCUCAUCUGCUGAAUUGUGGCAGAUCUUUCCUAGGAAUAAGGGUCGUACUCAGUCACUAAGCUCCUGUCCUCCUCUGCCCGUUUGAUACUCCACACCCACACCUGUAAGUGUUCCCCGGCCCCACCUUCACUGCUGGAGAGAGACUGGUUCUUCUUUUGUUGUUUGUUUAUGUGAGUUUUUGCAGUUCUGUGAAUGUUAGUUUUUUAGAGUGGAUUGAAAUGCCCACUUACAGGAAAAUAAAUAAUGCCCUGGUAAAAUUCUAAUGGAAGCUGUUGAUUUUCUCUCUGUCACGAUACAAAAGUUCUACCUUCACGUAAAACAAACCCUCGGUUAAUCAGAAUGCUUCCAGGAGUGGCGUAGCUGAUCCAUGUCGCCGUCUACUAGUGGAGGCCAACUCUGUUUUGGGUGCUCACUGAUGAGAAACUCAAGAACUCGCACUCCUCCUUCCUAUAGCUUUUUCUCAAGUGGACUUUGGCCACAUCCUCCCUCACAUUGUGUGUGGAAAAGGCAGGCUCUAUCUAAUGACAGCCAGCUAUGGGAUGGUAAAGUGGGACAUGAUCCCCUCUCCCCUUCUAUCCUCAUUCUCUCUUCUCCUCCCCCACUUCUCCUCCUCCCUCUUUCUCUCUUCUUGUUUUGUCUCUUGAGGAAACAAAAAGCAUUUUAUGGUGACCCAGUUGAGUUCCUUUGCGAUCAGUCAGGGCUUUGACUGACUCAGGAUCUGUUUUUCUCUGUAAUAAUAAUUUUCUCUGCUUCCAUUUCCUGUUCCUUUCUUCCAGCCUUCGUUCUGGUAGAAAUGCAAACUCUCAUUUCUCCCGUGUGAAGAAGUUUUGCUUCUUGGACUUGCUAAGAGAGGCAAAGGGUCAUUCAGGGAGACUCUGUCACACACAGUUCCAGUCAUCCCCACAGGUUCCUGUCCACUGAGAGACUAUCCCCAUCCACGCAAGGGGAAGCUAAAUGAGCUCACUCAGCACUGGUGCACAGCUAUCCUAUGUAUCAGUUGAUAAUUGUGAAAAGAAAGAUGUUUUGGCAUCAUCUAAUGUGCUAGGCAAAUGGACGACAGAAAAUGACCGUAGACUUCUGCAAUCAGCAUACAUGUCUGCCAUUCAAAACCACAGGCCAGGCCUGGAGAGCUGAGCUGACACAUCGAAGCACUGGCUGCUCUUCCAGAAGAGCCAGUUUGGUUCCCAGCAGUUCCCUGCAUGCACUCAGGCAGUCACAACUACCUCCAACUCCAGUUUCAGGUGAUGCAGUGACCUCUUCCGGCCUCUGUGGGUACCCACAUACAUGAGAUACAUGCACACAUACAUGCAUAUGCAUAAACAAACAAGCCUAUCAGUAGCAUGAGUUCUAGUGACAUAUUACUGUAUCUGUAGAUCAUUACCUCAUUCAGCCGUCACAAGGUAAGCUUCUUCCUGCAGUGGAUGGGAAUUAACAGAGUCCUACAAGUGGACAGUGCAGAGAGCGAGACUUUGGAACAUUCAGUCAUAAGACAUAUUAUCUCUAAUCCUUUGGAUAUCUUGAAGAACCAAGGGGAAAGUUAAAGGGUUUUAACAUCCCCUUGAAGUUAGCCUAUCUAUAAGUCAUAUUGAUGUACAUUUUUAUGAUAAAAAAUGAUUUUGUAUUCGUGACAAAACUAUCCAAGAGAAAGCAAUGGGGAAUUUGAGGGUAUGUUUGUAUAUAUGAUCAUGGAGUCCAUCUGUGCAUGUAAUAUGUGAACAUGUAUAUGCAUACAUAAAUACUUAAAAUUAUAUGUGAA